AUGUUACUUGUAACCUUUCGACAAGUGUCGUACUUGACCAAGAAACACAGUUAUUACGACAUUCUUGGAGUAAAAUCGGACGCUACUAUAGAGGAAAUUAGAGCGGCAUUCGUUAAGAAAUCUAAUGAGCUCCAUCCAGAUCGUAGUUCAAAACCGCAGGACAAGCGUCGUGGGUUUCGGAGAAGUUCUAAUACUGAGCUCUUUAUUCAAGUAAAAGAAGCGUAUGACUGUUUGAGAAACCCGGAAAAGCGCGCUGCAUACGAUGAUCAGUGCAUAGUUCGUGCUGGAUACCUGAAAGAGGCUACGCAUUUGAAAUUUAAAGAAGAUACAAUUAUUGAUCUUAACAGAGCAAGAAAUGACAGCUAUACAGGACCUCGCGGUCCAAACGCAGAGGAGUCACAUCACUUCAGAGAUUUUGAGGAAGAGUAUUACCGAGAGAAGUAUAAAAACCGUAUGUUGGUAGUAUUAGGAGGCGUCAUGGUUUGCCUAAUUCUGACUAAUAUUGGCUAUAUUUGGUAUUUACGUCGUCACCGACUUCAUGAUGCUGCGAAAGGACCGUUGCUUAUGUUUCUAUGUACAAGUCAAAACGGAUUAGGUAUUUGUCGACGAGUGGUUUGUUCAGCGCAGCAUGUACGAUAUGUCAGCACGUCUUCUUCGGUCAAGGAUUAUUAUCAAGUUCUGGGUGUUCAGCGAGAUGCAACUCAACGUCAGAUUAAAGUCGCAUAUUACCAGCUAUCAAAAAAGUAUCACCCAGAUGUUGCUGGACACAGUGCCGGCUCAGAAGCAAAGUUUAUUGAGAUUACUGAAGCGUACGAGUGUUUGAAGGAUCCAGAGCGGCGUCGCAUCUACGAUAACGGAAUGUGCGGCACCGGUGAACGACAUGCAAAGGAUCCAUACAAUUUUAGGGAUUUUCGGCAAUACUCUGGGCGACGUAGUGGGAAUCCUUUCUAUAACAGACAGUAUACGCAGCAAGAAUAUCAGCGGGUUUGGGAACAGUUUAAUAGAAUGCGAUCAGAGAGGGAGUCAUAUGACGCUCAGAUGAGGCGAGAAACCGAGAAGAUAUGGGAAGAGUUUGCGAAGCAGCGAGCUGAGAGGUGGCAGCGAUUCCAUGCCAAGUAUCCCGAUGGCCCACCGGGUUCGAUUAAAUACGAAUGGAGAUGGACCUCUUCUAAUCCUACCGUCAAUCGAAAUAUCACGUUUUUCACCAGAGUUACUGUGAUAUACAUGAUUCUUUUCAUGGUGAUCACAAUUUUGCAAGUGAUUUCGCAGCCUUUUGUUAGUUCAAAGAACUGGCCAAAAGAAAGCAAGCCAGAAAUCCAAAGCGAAGAACCAAAAGAAAACAAGCCGCGCCCAGUGUUUAAUUACAUGAAUCAACCACCUGGAUAUAACGAUGAUUGGAGCAGCGUGAUCAACAAUUCUUAUCCGGAGAAUGAAACGUUUGAGUUAGGGUACAAUCCGACAUCUCAACCGUCUUCAUAG
This is a messenger RNA of Necator americanus (New World hookworm), 1479 nucleotides long. RefSeq lists its product as uncharacterized. NCBI's taxonomy places the organism in Eukaryota, Metazoa, Nematoda, Chromadorea, Rhabditida, Ancylostomatidae. The transcript is spliced from 14 exons. The record is from RefSeq and is a predicted model, not a curated record. Bases 1 to 1479 code for a protein of 492 amino acids.